This is a messenger RNA of Chaetura pelagica (chimney swift), 2046 nucleotides long. RefSeq names its product translocation associated membrane protein 1 (gene TRAM1). Gene Ontology annotation, cellular component: endoplasmic reticulum membrane. Lineage: Eukaryota; Metazoa; Chordata; Aves; Apodiformes; Apodidae. The record is from RefSeq and is a predicted model, not a curated record. Gene Ontology annotation, biological process: protein insertion into ER membrane; SRP-dependent cotranslational protein targeting to membrane, translocation. The coding region runs from base 1 to 1476 and encodes 491 amino acids. The transcript has 13 exons.
AUGCAGCGAUCGAAGCGCUUCCGAAACGACGCGAAAAAGUUCAUCAGCUCGGCUGGAGGGGUGUGCGGCGGCGGCAAAACCUUCGGCUGGGGGUUGCUGAUCCGAAGGGGCGGAUUUUUGCCUCCUGUCGGCUGCUUUCUGGGAGAGCUGGAAAGGUUAUUACUGCCCGGCAUAAAACGGCUCUAUGCCUUUGUUGGCAGUGUUGUGCGCGCCGGGCGGCCGCGGGGGGCGGGCCCUGCCCGGGGCUGCCCCCGCGGCUCGGGUUUGCCCCGCAGGCCUAGGGCCCCGUGUGGGAUGCAGCGAUCGAAGCGCUUCCGAAACGACGCGAAAAAGUUCAUCAGCUCGGCUGGAGGGGUGUGCGGCGGCGGCAAAACCUUCGGCUGGGGGUUGCUGAUCCGAAGGGGCGGAUUUUUGCCUCCUGUCGGCUGCUUUCUGGGAGAGCUGGAAAGGUCCCUUUUGUUUUUUCUCUUUCAGAUCACAGCAAAAGCAGCUGUCAUUUUUGUUACACUUCAGUAUAAUGUUACCAUUCCUGCCACAGAAGAACAAUCUGCAGAAACAGUUUCUCUCUAUCACUACGGCAUCAAAGACUUGGCUACGAUUUUCUUUUACAUGCUAGUAGCAAUAAUCAUACAUGCUAUAAUUCAGGAGUACGUACUAGAUAAAAUUAACAGGAAAAUGCACUUUUCAAAAACAAAGCAUAGCAAGUUCAAUGAGUCUGGGCAACUUAGUGCAUUCUACCUUUUCUCCUGUGUUUGGGGAACAAGUAUUCUUGUCUCUGAGAACUAUAUAUCAGAUCCAACUUCUCUGUGGAGAGACUAUCCGCACACUCUGAUUCCGUUUCAAAUGAAGUUUUUCUACAUCUUACAGUUGGCAUACUGGUUUCAUGCUUUGCCAGAAUUAUACUUCCAGAAAACUAAAAAAGAAGAUAUCUUUCGCCAGAUUGUCUACAUUGGACUUUAUGUCUUUCAUAUUGCUGGAGCCUAUCUUCUGAAUCUGACCCAUCUUGGACUUGUUCUUCUGGUAUUGCAUUACUUCGUUGAAUUUCUUUUCCACAUAUCCCGUCUUUUCUACUUCAGUGAUGAAAGAUACCAGAAAGGAUUUUCACUGUGGGCAGUUCUUUUUGUUCUGGCAAGGCUUCUCACCUUGAUUCUUUCAGUCCUCACUUUUGGAUUUGGGCUGGCAAGAGCAGAAGAUCAGCAGCUGAAUUUCAGUACUGGAAACUUCAAUAUCCUGGCUGUUAGAAUCAGUGUGCUGGCCUCCAUCUGCUUGGCCCAAGCAUUUAUGAUGUGGAAGUUUAUUAAUUUCCAGCUUCGGAGAUGGAGAGAACAUUCUUCUUCUCAGCCUCAGUCAGUGAAAAAGAAGUUCAUAACAGCUAAAGGAAAGAACUCCAGAAAAGAAAGAGAAAAUGGAAUAAAUGGAACAGUGACCUCAAAUGGAGCAGACUCGCCUCGCAGCAGGAAGGAUAAAUCCUCGUAAAACUGGGUUUUAUUAAGUUAAUUGACUAAUGUCCCCAAAGAAUCUGCUUUUUACAUGGAUGGCCCUUCAACACUAGAGAUGUUAUGGAUUAAAGAAAAUACAAUUCAUGUUUUUUGAUUAUUGCUGUUGUUUCAGAAACUUUUUUUAAAACUCAUUUUGACUAAGGAAAAAGGUUUAUCUGCCUUCAAAUACUUGGGGGAGGGGAAUGGGAUACCACACUUUUUAAAUAACAUUGACACUUUUUUAAACAUUUGUUGGGACAAAAUAACUUCACUUAAUGAGAAUCACUGUGGCAAUGUGUUAUUUCCUUCCAGUUUUUUAAUCCUGGUGAUAGAUACUGUUCUACCAACUUCACGUUUUCUAGGUUCUUCAAGAAGUAUUGCAAAAUUGAAGUGAAAACUUAGUGUGCAUUUUUAGAUACUCUGGCUUUUCAGUUAAUUGCAUUGAUUCAAAUUUACAUUUCAAAUUGGGAUUCCAAAACCACCCCGAUAAACCUCUUUAUUUUGUAGUUAAUAGCUACACAGUGUCUGCCCUAAGAAUUGCCCCAUACCAUUAAAAAAAAACUGAACU